Spodoptera litura is the source of this 1203-nucleotide messenger RNA. RefSeq names its product penta-EF-hand domain containing protein peflin (gene Pef). Gene Ontology annotation, molecular function: protein binding; calcium ion binding. The record is from RefSeq and is a predicted model, not a curated record. Lineage: Eukaryota; Metazoa; Arthropoda; Insecta; Lepidoptera; Noctuidae.
UCACUGAUUGUCAUUAUUAGUUUCCAAGUUGAAAGGAGUGUUUGAUGUUUCCCAAAGCCAUAAAUUAAAAAUAUUUCGAAUUAGAAGGAAUUUAAGUAAACAACAGUCUCAUCUACUUUUUAACUACUAAAAGUUGAAAAAGAGUAAUAAAAUGUCCUAUAACCCUGGUUACGGCGGUCCACCACCCCAGCAAGGAUAUGGUCAACCACCAGGUUAUGGUGGGCCCCCACCUGGCCAGCUUGAAAUGGGUCAUGGGCCGUAUCCGUCGAUAGGACCUGGUGGUGGAGUCAAUCCUCAAGUACAACAAUGGUUCCGUGCAGUCGACAAAGACCAAUCUGGCUUUAUUACUGCUAAUGAGCUCAGGGCAGCACUAAUAAAUGCUCAGGGUCAAUCGUUCUCUGAAACUGCCUGUAAUUUGAUGAUCGGGAUGUUUGAUAAAGAUCGCUCGGGGCACAUAAAUGUGGAAGAAUUUGAGAAACUGUACACCUAUGUUAACCAGUGGCUGACUGUGUUCAAGACUUAUGAUACGGAUCAAUCUGGAAACAUCGAAGAGAAUGAACUUGCCGAUGCAUUGACAAAAAUGGGAUUCCGGUUUACACCAGAUUUCGUGAACUUUUUGAUGAAAAGAUGCACUAGCGGGAAAGUUUCCGUAGACAGCUUCAUUGUGUUGUGUGUGCAGAUACAACGUUUUACUGAAGCUUUUAGAACACGCGACACACAACAAAAUGGAACCGUUACUAUCGGAUUUGAAGAUUUCCUGACUGUUGCGCUAAGUUGCUCCAUUUGAGAAUAAUAGUAAAAAAUAUUGGAGUUGACGCCAACGCUAUACAUUAUUCUACAUGAAGUAAAAUAGUGUUUAUAAUUUAUUAAGCUUCAUACAUAAUUACUAUCUUGUUUCUCUAUUUUAUGACACUAUCUUAAUCAAGCAAUAAACGAAUGUGAACAUUAUUGAGAUGUUAAUAAGUCUUAAAAUGUAACGAAAUAGAUCUUGCCCAUUGUUAUUGAAUAUAGUAUUGAAUAUUUUAAUGUCUCUGCACAAUGCUAAGAACAUUAUGGAACAAGCAAUACCUACCCACCUGUUAAAUGAGAUCUUUAUUUUUGCUAAUUAUUUAUUCACACGAUCAACUUUUGCGUUGAUUCCAUAGUAUUAUUGACGAUAUAGCUAUUGCUUGGUAUGGGGAAAUAAAUAGAUAUUUUAUAAUU